UGCACAAAAACCCAAUCUAAACAAGCUUGGAUUAGAAUUUCAUACUUUUUCAACACGCAAAUGAUAAAAUACUCAGUCAGAUCGAAUUGUGCAUAAUAAGCCAUAGGUAUGCAGUGUUAAUAGCUUGUGUAAUCGAAUCCUCAUCAUGAAAACGGCAACGACCAUCAGUAACCAGAACACAUUUACUCGUAUUUCGCAUCAAGAAGAUCAAGAUGACGAAAAACACUAUGGUUGUAGGUUUGAAAUGCAAGAAGAAAAGCCUUCCUUAUUUCCCUCAAAACGACUUUUAAUAACCAUACUAUUUUCUCUAUCGAAUGUAAACCUAGUAUUCAUGAGAUACAACAUCAAUGUUGCUGUUAUCGAAAUGACAUCCUCGAAAACUUACGUCAUUGAUGGAAAUCUUAAUGUGGCACAGCCAGAGGAAUUUCUAUGGGAUACUAAAACGACUGGAUUAGUUUUGAGCCUCCUUUUCUAUGGUAAUUUACUAUCGUUUCUGAGUGGAUUCGUUAUAUCCAAAGUCGGAGGAUCGAAAAUGGCUGCAAUAUCGAUGAUCAUCUCUGGUAUCUUGACAUUUCUUCUACCAAUUGUAUUGCGUUAUAAUUUCUAUGCGUUUUUAUUCUGCCGUUUCCUGACUGGAAUUUUAGAAGGUUUCGCCGGCGCUGGUCUUACUGAGGCAUGUUCUCACUGGAUGCCAAAAAGUGAAAGAGGAACUCUGAUGUCGAUCUAUUUCAAUGGUUUUUACGUUGGAACAGCAGCUAUAUAUCCACUUUGCGGACUUCUGAUAUCGGUAUCGGGAUGGCCUAUGGUGUUUUACUUUACAGGUUUAACAAGCUUGCUGUUUUCAUUGCUUUGCCUCAUUCUGAUCCGAAAUCAUCCAUCAGAAGACAAAUGGAUUUCCAGAAAGGAACUAUCAUUCAUCCUUCAAGACAUUAACACAACAAGUAUAAAAAUGGUCACGACUUAUUCAACUUACAAACGCAUACUAACAUCUAUCCCAAUUUGGAUGCUCUUCAUAGUGAACUUUCUUUGUGGAUGGGUUGAUACUACAGUGUUGUCUAGCUUAGCCUUGUUUAUAAAAGACUCUACAGGGAAAAGUACUGAAGAAGUGGCGAUCCUUUCUUCGGUUCCUGGUGCUCUUGGUAUCUUGGCAUCUGCAUCGGGUGGCCCACUGAUGGAUUACUGGAAAAAUAACAGCAGUAUAGCCCUAACUCGGAUGCACAAAAUAAUAUUAGGUACUGCAUUCAUCAGUCAGAUGUUUUUAUUUAUGACUCAGACAUUCAUUCAAGACCUGAUAAUGACAAUCAUAAUUUUCGUUGCGAUUCGAUUAUUCUUGCCAUACAUUUUAAUCGUUAUGCAACUAAUCUCAAUUAAUAUAGCACCAAACCAUACUGGUCUUGUUGCGGGUUAUACAUCAUUGUGGUACGCAUUAGGUAUGAUUGCAUCACAAACGGUAGCAAGUUUUAUGACCAGCAAACAUAAAAUAGACGAAUGGAAUAACUAUUUUCUACUAACGGCUGGAAUUCUAUUGCUUGGCACAAUUCUAUUCACAUUGUACGGGUCUAGCGAACCUCAAUCAUGGUCAAUGUCACCCCAUUUUGAAGGAAAAAAAUCAAACUUGUCCGAUAAAAAGGAAACAGAAGGAGAAGCUUUGAACCAAUAACUUCAAUUAAAUACUCACACCCGGAUAAAUUAUCGAUUGGGACCCGUUUUUCAAUCAGUGGACAACUGACGAUCCUGAUUGGCAAUUAGCACUAUAAUCGGAAAUUCAUGUCCUCUACUUUUGAUUAAGUAUCUAGCAAUUGAAAAACCGGCCCUUAAUUAACUACAAACCGUUCCAAAACUCGAAUUAUUGACCAAUAGUAGCCGACACAAACAUUCCCUCUUCAUUUUUCACAUGUAAAAUUGCAUAAAUACUGUUUCAUAACGGCCAAUGAAUACAUAAAUAUUAAAUUUAUUAGGAAGAGAAAUAUGUGUAAUGUUGUUACUCGUAAAAAUAAACAGGACUAAAACAGAGAAUUUUUUCAGAAGUUCAACUCGUUGACAUCGUGGUUAUAUUUAAAUUAUAAGUUUUUAAAUCGA
Molecule: messenger RNA, 2079 nt
Organism: Planococcus citri (citrus mealybug)
Lineage: Eukaryota; Metazoa; Arthropoda; Insecta; Hemiptera; Pseudococcidae
Product: vesicular glutamate transporter 3-like
Exons: 10
Coding region: 146-1660 (504 amino acids)
Biological process (GO): transmembrane transport; monoatomic anion transport
Cellular component (GO): membrane
Molecular function (GO): transmembrane transporter activity
Source: RefSeq, a predicted model, not a curated record